GUCUUGCGAAUGGCCCCACUACCGGGGGCAGAGCUGGUCCAGAGGCCGCUGCAGCUCUACCGCUACUUGCUGCGCUGUUGCCGGCAGCUGCCAACCAAGGGCAUCCAGGAGCAUUACAAACAUGCUGUCAGGCAGAGCUUCCAGGUUCAUUCGGAUGAAGACAACCCUGAGAGAAUCCAGCAGAUCAUUAAGCGAGCCAUUGAAGAUGCCGAUUGGAUCAUGAGCAAAUAUAAAAAACAAAACUGAGAACCCAGGGCCCAGUGAGUAAAGCCGUCCUAAAGACAUUUGAAGUUGGGAGAUCUCCCUUCCGGAACUCAACAGCAGCAGUUCUGGAAUAUUCAUCAGCCUUGUUGGCCGAAAGAGCAAGAAAUCCGGGGAGGGAGAAGCUGCCGUUUGCUCAGACGAUUCUUGUUGCCACAGUCAUGUUUCCAGCGUCCUUUAUGUUUGCUCUUCCAGCCACUCACGAUGUGAAACUUGGAGAGAAUAUGGUGUUUUUUUGUUUUUUUUCCGUGUUUUUUAUUUUUGUUUUUUUG
Propithecus coquereli (Coquerel's sifaka) is the source of this 533-nucleotide messenger RNA. It is a transcript of the gene LYRM9, whose product is annotated as LYR motif containing 9. The transcript is spliced from 3 exons. The record is from RefSeq and is a predicted model, not a curated record. Lineage: Eukaryota; Metazoa; Chordata; Mammalia; Primates; Indriidae. The coding region runs from base 10 to 246 and encodes 78 amino acids.